CUCUGUGAAAUAUAAUUAAAAUAUAUAAGUGGAAAAAAAAUUAUAGAAUAUUUUAAAAAUAUAUAAAUCUCCCGAGAUACAACAUCGCUAUAAUACUGCUAAAAUGCAAAUAGAAAUGAGAAAUACUCGAGAUGAAAAAUACAUGAGUCUCGUACUACAUUUUAAAUGUAAAUACAAUGCUACACCUUAAUGUAAAUUCUAGUAUAUUAUUGCAAAAUUUAUAAGCAAUAAAUUGCGAUUGCAUCUAUUUAACAGGCAGUUAUAAAACGUGAUCUGAUUCAUUUUAAAUUGUGCCACAAAGCCGGGGAUUCCUAUUGAUAAAAAAAGCGUUAUUCGGAAAUGAAAAGGGAAUUACCCAUUAGACACUUAUCUUCUGCAGAAAAUAAUUAUAUUACAGACGAUUGAAAAAAUUCGCUUCUCGCAUUUGUACGCUUUUCGUGUUUAUAUUAUUAAUUUAUUAUUAAUGAUACAAACUAAAUUAUAUCUUAUUCAUAUAUAUUAAUAAUUAUAUCUAGGAAUUAAAUUAUUAUUUGAUACAUAUUUAGAGACGUUAUGAAUUCUUAUUAAAUAAUUCGAACUGAAUAACUGUUCAAAGAAUAUGCGUCCCAAUCGAUGAAACUAUGGCAACGUUAAGAAAACAAACCGCUAUCCAACUUGUCCAAGUGUCCAACGUGAGAGUAGCACGUGACAACAGACUCUAAGAGCGAUCGUCGAAGGACGUGCCGAUGGACACUCCUCGACGACAAUCAUGGAUAUUAAGGACAGCAGCGACGAGGAGGAGGACGAGAGAAUGCGCGACAAUACGACGUUCGGUAAAUUCGAUGAGACAAUUGUGGUACGUAAUGCUGAAGAAAUCAAGAGCCCGGUAAGCCGCGGACCCGCAAGCUCUAGGAAAACGAGGAGAAGCAUGACGAGCGACAGCACGAACACGUUCGCGUCCAGCUCGCCGCGCGGCGGCAAGGACGGAUUCAAGAGAUACUCGCACGGUGACGUCGGCUUCGAGAAAUCGUUGGGAAUUGGCAGCGAUCCUUCGGACAGCGAGGAGAGUGACGACGACGACAUACAGGGUACCAAUGUCGUGAAGUCGAUCGACUUGUAUGACCCUAACGAAUUUGAGAAUCUGGAGGUCUCGACUGAAGUCAGGGAAUUGUUCCAAAAUAUACUGAGGUACACACCACAAAAGAUCGAGCUCAAUUACAAACUGAUACCGUUUAUUCCUGACUACAUACCAGCGGUUGGCGACAUAGACGCCUUUAUAAAGGUGCCGAGACCUGACGGGGUCGAAGAUAAGGUUGGCCUGACCGUGCUAGACGAGCCCUGCACCAAUCAAUCGGAUCCAGCGGUGCUACAUUUGCAGUUACGCAAUCACUCCAGGAGCGCGGGCGCUGCCGCGAGACAGGCGGUCGUCAAAAGGAUAGAGGACGCCGAGAGGAACGGCAAGUCGAUUGACAAGUGGAUCGACGACAUGAAUCAGCUGCACAGGAGUAAACAUUUGCCGGGUGUGCACAUAAACUGCACGAUGCCGGACAUCGAUGGGCUGAUGCAGCAGUGGCCGCCGCAGGUGGAGGACAAACUCAAUGAAUUGCAGGUAGAUUUAGCAGAGCUCGACUGCGACUUGCCGCAGCUGGUCGAUGUGGUCUGCAACCUUCUGGACAUUCCCACGCAAGAGAAUACCCGACUGGAAGCUCUCUACACGCUGUUCACGUUGUACCUGGAAAUUAGAAACGUUGAAAGCCAGAACUUCAGUUAGAAUUAGACUAGUACUUAGGCUUGAGGAAUAUUUGAUUUUGGAAGCACGUUCGAGGAACACGCAGUCAGAAUUCUAUAUUAAUUAGUAUCCAUAUACAUAAGUACAAAAAUUAUACAGACACUUAGUAGGUACAAGAUUUGACUGUAAACUAUUGUAAUUAAAGUUAAUUAAUACAAAAGCUUAUUAAUUGCAAAAAUGCUUUUGUAUUAUAAUAUUAAAAUUUCAUUGUAAUUUUUUUAAAUAUUGAAGAUUAUAUAAUUGAAUUUAAAUAUUAAUAAUAAAAAAGCAUUUGUAUGAUUAUUAAUUUUUUGACAAGUGUCUAGACAUGUUCAAUCACUGGUAUGUUUAUUACAACGUGAUAUUUCU
Monomorium pharaonis (pharaoh ant) is the source of this 2116-nucleotide messenger RNA. It is a transcript of the gene IFT46, whose product is annotated as intraflagellar transport protein 46 homolog. The transcript has 4 exons. The record is from RefSeq and is a predicted model, not a curated record. Lineage: Eukaryota; Metazoa; Arthropoda; Insecta; Hymenoptera; Formicidae. Gene Ontology annotation, cellular component: intraciliary transport particle B; centrosome; motile cilium. Gene Ontology annotation, biological process: cilium assembly; intraciliary transport. Bases 749 to 1750 code for a protein of 333 amino acids.